AUGAGGUCAUUGCCACCUCUCAACAUGCAGCCAUUGCCAUCUCUCAACAUGAGGUCAUUGCCAUCUCUCAACAUGAGGUCAUUGCCACCUCUCAACAUGAGGUCAUUGCCAUCUCUCAACAUGAGGUCAUUGCCAUCUCUCAACAUGAGGUCAUUGCCAUCUCUCAACAUGAGGUCAUUGCCAUCUCUCAACAUGAGGUCAUUGCCACCUCUCAACAUGAGGUCAUUGCCACCUCUCAACAUGAGGUCAUUGCCAUCUCUCAACAUGAGGUCAUUGCCAUCUCUCAACAUAAGGUCAUUGCCAUCUCUCAACAUGAGGUCAUUGCCAUCUCUCAACAUGAGGUCAUUGCCACCUCUCAACAUGAGGUCAUUGCCACCUCUCAACAUGAGGUCAUUGCCAUCUCUCAACAUGAAGUCAUUGCCAUCUCUCAACAUGAGGUCAUUGCCAUCUCUCAACAUGAGGUCAUUGCCACCUCUCAACAUGAGGUCAUUGCCAUCUCUCAACAUGAGGUCAUUGCCACCUCUCAACAUGAGGUCAUUGCCAUCUCUCAACAUGAGGUCAUUGCCACCUCUCAACAUGAGGUCAUUGCCAUCUCUCAACAUGAAGUCAUUGCCACCUCUCAACAUGCAGCCAUUGCCACCUCUCAACAUGAAGUCAUUGCCACCUCUCAACGUACAGGUCGUAAGAGCAGGUCGGUGGCUCCCAGGGUCACGGAAGAGCAGGUCGGUGGCUCCCAGGGUCACGGAAGAGCAGGUCGGUGGCUCCCAGGGUCACGUAAGAGCAAGUCGGUGGCUCCCAGGGUCACGGAAGAGCAGGUCGGUGGCUCCCAGGGUCACGGAAGAGCAGGUCGGUGGCUCCCAGGGUCACGGAAGAGCAAGUCGGUGGCUCCCAGGGUCACGGAAGAGCAGGUCGGUGACUCCCAGGGUCACGGAAGAGAAGGUCGGUGGCUCCCAGGGUCACGGAAGAGCAGGUCGGUGGCUCCCAGGGUCACGUAAGAGCAGGUCGGUGGCUCCCAGGGUCACGGAAGAGCAGGUCGGUGACUCCCAGGGUCACGGAAGAGAAGGUCGGUGGCUCCCAGGGUCACGGAAGAGCAGGUCUGUGGCUCCCAGGGUCACGGAAGAGCAGGUCGGUGGCUCCCAGGGUCACGGAAGAGCAGGUCGGUGGCUCCCAGGGUCACGGAAGAGCAGGUCGGUGACUCCCAGGGUCACGGAAGAGAAGGUCGGUGGCUCCCAGGGUCACGGAAGAGCAGGUCUGUGGCUCCCAGGGUCACGGAAGAGCAGGUCGGUGGCUCCCACGGUCACGGAAGAGCAGGUCGGUGGCUCCCAGGGUCACGUAAGAGCAAGUCGGUGGCUCCCAGGGUCACGGAAGAGCAGGUCGGUGGCUCCCAGGGUCACGGAAGAGCAGGUCUGUGGCUCCCAGGGUCACGGAAGAGCAGGUCGGUGGCUCCCAGGGUCACGGAAGAGCAGGUCGGUGGCUCCCAGGGUCACGGAAGAGCAGGUCGGUGACUCCCAGGGUCACGGAAGAGAAGGUCGGUGGCUCCCAGGGUCACGGAAGAGCAGGUCUGUGGCUCCCAGGGUCACGGAAGAGCAGGUCGGUGGCUCCCAGGGUCACGGAAGAGCAGGUCGGUGGCUCCCAGGGUCACGUAAGAGCAAGUCGGUGGCUCCCAGGGUCACGGAAGAGCAGGUCGGUGGCUCCCAGGGUCACGGAAGAUCCUUGCCUUGA
Molecule: messenger RNA, 1722 nt
Organism: Procambarus clarkii (red swamp crayfish)
Lineage: Eukaryota; Metazoa; Arthropoda; Malacostraca; Decapoda; Cambaridae
Source: RefSeq, a predicted model, not a curated record